This is a messenger RNA of Malassezia japonica, 1200 nucleotides long. It is a transcript of the gene CHS5, whose product is annotated as Chitin synthase, class 5. Lineage: Eukaryota; Fungi; Basidiomycota; Malasseziomycetes; Malasseziales; Malasseziaceae. The transcript has 5 exons. Gene Ontology annotation, cellular component: trans-Golgi network; exomer complex. Gene Ontology annotation, molecular function: protein dimerization activity. Gene Ontology annotation, biological process: Golgi to plasma membrane transport; conjugation with cellular fusion. The record is from RefSeq and is a predicted model, not a curated record. The coding region runs from base 1 to 1200 and encodes 399 amino acids.
AUGAGCAGUGCGCAAGGCACGUCCAAUGCGCCGGUGAACUACACGUUCACCGUCGGGAAGCUCGAUGCGGGAAUCGCCAUUUUGAUUGGAGAGCGCGCGUCGCUCAUUGAGUUUCCCGCCCUGCUCCUUCCGCAAGGCGUCACGCUCGGCAGCGUCGUCGACAUCCGUGUGACGCGCAACGAUGGCGAGGAGCAGAAGCAUCGUGAAGAGUUUGUUGCGCUGCAGGACGAUAUCCUGCAGAUGUACGGCAUCAACAGCCCAUCGCCCCCUGCGCUCCGCCUGCGCCAUGUCACGCAAACCACGGUGACGCUCGAGUGGGAUCCGCUGCAGCUUGCGAACGCAGACUUACUCUCGUUUGAUAUCGUGCGCAACGGGCAGCGCAUCGCCAAGAUCCCGCGGCCGCUCAGCACGACAUCCACCAAGCUGUCCGGCCUGUCGAUGGACACGGACUACACGAUCCAGCUCGUCUUGUACACCAGCGCGGGCGUCUUUCCGUCGGACGAGCUGCGGACCCGGACGCACACCAUUAAUGAUAUGAGCGGCAUCCACGCGUGCCUUGGCGGCAUCAACGAUCCGCGCCUGCGCGAGGCGACCAAGAGAGUGAUCGAGGCGCUCGGCGCCAAGUGCUCGGACCAGAUCCAGCUCGAUACGACGCACCUCAUAACCACGCACGAGCCGCCGCGCGAUGGGCCGGACGCCCAGGAACUCAAGGUGUACGAAAAGGCACUGCAGCUCAGCAUUCCCAUCGUACAGCCACACUGGCUGUUUGCGUGCCAGGACGAGCAGCGCAUGGUCAAUAUCUCGGGGUACUAUCUCGACACGAUCCCGUCAAACGCCAUGCGCGUCAAAGAACGUCUUGGCUCCAAGCCGCGACAGGGGAUCGACGACGAGGCACCCGCGCCGCCGGCCAAGGACGAGAUCCAGGUCGUGGACGCGGUGCAGACAGAGGAGGAGGUGGCCGAGCCUGUGGAAAGGGCAGACGAGCCAGCGCACGCCGCGGCGACGGAGCCUGCAGAAGAUGCGCAGGAGGACGCGCCCGAGGCAACGGAUGUGCCGGAUGCAACAGACGCGUCCAACGCACCCAAUGCACCCGACGCGCCUGCCGGCACGCCCGCACCCGCCGACACGCGCGCUUCCACCGGCGCGCCCACGACGGCCGACGACACGCUCGAAUCCGAAAUGGAGAAUAUCGCUCUUUAG